AUGUUAUUGGCCAGGAGAGCAAUUCAUACAUGUGUCGCAUGGUAUGGACCUGUGAAAGAUCGAAUUAUACAAAGGCUUCGAGCAGAAUUUAAGCCUACUCAUUUGGAAGUGGAAUGUGAAAGUGAGAACCAUGCAGGUCGGAGGGACGAUGAAAGGCAUUUCUAUGUGCAGAUUGUGUCCAACAAUUUCGAAGGAUUGCAAACCGUACAG
This is a messenger RNA of Loa loa (African eye worm), 210 nucleotides long. RefSeq lists its product as hypothetical. The record is from RefSeq and is a predicted model, not a curated record. The annotation marks the transcript as partial. NCBI's taxonomy places the organism in Eukaryota, Metazoa, Nematoda, Chromadorea, Rhabditida, Onchocercidae. The transcript is spliced from 2 exons.